Messenger RNA from Jatropha curcas, 2302 nucleotides. RefSeq names its product Protein kinase superfamily protein. The record is from RefSeq and is a predicted model, not a curated record. NCBI's taxonomy places the organism in Eukaryota, Viridiplantae, Streptophyta, Magnoliopsida, Malpighiales, Euphorbiaceae.
UUAGCGAUGAACCAUUUUUUCACAUCCGGAUCAACCCGACCCAUAUGCUCCCGAAGGACGAACUACCGCUCCUUAGUCGUCACCGCCAGAAGUAGUGGCAUCAGCGGCCAGCAUACCUGACGGACUCUCCGAUAUGACGGCGUCUAAGCAAAUUUUUAAGUUUCCCGUGAAGGCCAGAAGAACCGCCACUCUUCUCCUAGUAACGGCCACUGGCCUCACCUUCAAGGCCAUCAACAACCUCAAUCUUGGAUCAUUUUCAUCUCUCGAUUCUUCUUCCCCUUCACUAUUCCCAGUUCAAUUUCCCGAGAAAACUGGGGCUUCCAUCCACGCCGUUCUUCGUUCCUCUCUCGCAAUCUCCACUAUUGCUUUCACCAUUGCAGACUACAAGUUUUCUUUGCGGGGGUUGCCGUUGGACUCGGAUGAGUAUCGUAGCAAACUGUCCGAGGUUCAUCUACGUUCAGCCAAGAGAAUGCUGAAAUUGUGUGAAACCAAUAAAGCCUUCUAUGUGAAAGCUGGUCAGUUUGUUGCUGCACUACGCCAAGUUCCAAAGGAAUACUCUUCAACCCUAUCUUCAUUACAGGAUCAGGCUGCUCCUUGUCAUUUCAAAGCCAUAAAACAAGUGCUAGUCAACAAUCUGGGUCAGGAUUUGUCCGAGAUAUUUUUGUCAUUUGAUGAACAACCAAUAGCUGCUGCAUCUAUUGCUCAAGUUCAUCAUGCCAUGCUGAAAGACAAUCAAGAAGUAGCAAUUAAGGUACAAUACCCUGGGCUAGAACACCAGAUGAAAAUCGACAUAACAACCAUGUCAUUCAUCUCGAAGUCUGUUGCAUGGUUUUUCCCUGAUUAUAGGUUUGACUGGUUGGUGUCAGAAUUCACAAAGGCUAUUUAUUCAGAACUUGAUUUCAUACAGGAAGCAAGAAAUUCUGAGAGAACUGCCAAAAAUUUUAAAAAUAAGAAGACGGUCAGGGUUCCUCAUGUAUUUUGGGAGUUGACAACAAGUCAAGUUCUGACAAUGCAAUUUUGUCAGGGGCACAAGGUUGAUGACGUGGGAUUUAUGAGGGACAUGGGAAUAAAUGCUACAGAGGUAGCUAAAGUAUUGGUAGAAGUUUUUGCUGAAAUGAUAUUCGUGCAUGGUUUUGUGCAUGGAGAUCCACAUCCUGGUAACAUAUUAGUUUCUCCAGAAGGUCCAAAUGGCUUUUCUUUGGUUCUUCUCGAUCAUGGAAACUACAAGCAGUUGGAUGAAAGAUUUAGGCAGGACUACUGUCAGCUCUGGAAGGCAUUGAUUCUUCAGGACUCAUACCGAAUUCAGCAGCUUGGGGAACGAUUUAAUGUCAGAAAGUACUCCAUAUACUUCCCUGUCAUUUUCACUGGAAGAACUAUUCACAGUAAAUCAGCUCUUGGGAAAGGAAUGUCAACUGAAGAGAGAAGAAUUUUGAAGCAACAGCUGAAGUCCUUAAAUAUGGAGGACAUAUCUUCAUUUAUGGAAUCUCUACCACCUGACUUUCUCGCAAUAUUACGUACAGAUGGGCUUCUGAGGUCAAUCAUUAGCAAGUUGGGUGCCCCACAGCAGGUCAGACUAUUAACUUAUGCCAAAUAUGCAGUAUAUGGUCUUUCUCUGAAGUCAAACCCCGAAUCAGAUUUUGCAAUGAAAGUCAGCUUUUCCAGAUUAAAGACAAAAGUUAAUUACCUUCAGUUAUGGCUUUUUCUUGAGGCACUGAAGGUGCUUUCUUGGAUGGAGAGGGUCAAGCAAUUUCUCUGUACCUUGUGUAGAAACAUUCGGAGUGUCAUAGUGGUGAGCAAGGGCAGUUCGGCCAGAACUGGAUGAGUGCAACUGAACUUGCAUUGUUUCUCUGAUGAACUCGAUUCUUAGUAUGCAACUGGACUAGCACACAUGCUGUUUUUAUUUAUCUGCUGUCGUGCUGGAGAAAUUAUUAGAUGCAGAAGUAUUGUUUUCCCUACCUUUCUUCACAUGACAUAAGGCCCCUACCAUGCGAAAAGUUUAUGGAACUCAUAGCCGCAGCACUAAGGUUUGGGUCUGGCCUGGAGGCAUCUUUUCGAUACUUGCUAUAAGUCCAUUUAGUUGGAUUAUAUUUGACAAUUGCCAUAAAUGGUUCAAGCUAGUAUAAGUUGGUGUAUGACUUUGAUCACCUGACAGUGUAACAAUUUGUUAGUAAUAGUAGCUCACUGCUGCUCUCUGUCUUUACUCCACAUGAUUGUUAGAUUGAAUAAUAGACAACUCGGUCCAGAUCAAGUUUUAUUUUUUUUUUUUUCUUUUUGUAGUCAAAUGUCAGAAAUACCCUUCACC